CACCUCCAAUCCAGUUCUUACUCUCCUCUCUGAGCUCGAUUCAUCUCCAGCCCAAGACGAUGUCCUACUGGUACCAAUACAAGCAGCAGUGCUUCAUCCCAAGUGGAGCGAAGCACAUCACACCAGCAUUCACACAGUGCCACAGCCCUGGCGUGGUGAAGUCGGUGCCAUGUGCAUCGUGUGCUUCCAGGGAUGCCAAGCAGUGCACUACCAGGAGGAUAGUGCAGAGCAUCCCCAAGUGCCCCAUGCCUUGCACAUCCAGCUGCGUGGAGAAGCACGUGGUGGAGGGCCACUCUUCCUCCUGCAGCCACCGGUCCGCUGAUGGGUGCACCAUGAUGUUCUCCCAGCCCCAUGGGCAGCACCUGUGCAUGCCACACUGCAGGCAGGUGGGUGUUACAGAACGCCCUCAGGUGUGUGCUCCGGUCCACGUGGGUCAGCACAGCUCGUACCCUUGCUCAUACCAGUGGUCUGAUAGCUACCACUACCGUUGUGGGCAGAGCUAAGCUCCAGAGGUUCCCACCCCACCACUGGGUGCUGAAGAGCAA
This is a messenger RNA of Gallus gallus (chicken), 545 nucleotides long. It is a transcript of the gene EDYM1, whose product is annotated as epidermal differentiation protein containing Y motif 1. The coding region runs from base 60 to 503 and encodes 147 amino acids. The record is from RefSeq and is marked validated. The transcript is spliced from 2 exons. Lineage: Eukaryota; Metazoa; Chordata; Aves; Galliformes; Phasianidae.